CCCCCCCCCCCCCAAAAAAAAAAUCCUUUAACCCUCCCACCUUUGCUCUCCCCUGUGGACUGACAGAGAAGAGGAGGUUUUUGUGUGUGCCUUGGGAAUGUGUGUCAUCCAUCAGCGAUGGAUAUGCAGCAACCCACUGUUUAGAAGGUGACCAUGACAAUAUUCCAUAUCCCAGCUAACGAUUGGAUAAACCAAUCAGAGAAGCACCCUUCCACAGGUGUUAUGACGGGGCUUCUCGUUUGUUGUCAUUGAAGGGGUCUUGUUUUUGAGUCCGUCACCUGAAAUCUGGAGGAGUGGGCGUGUUCCUGGAAAUUGUGACUAUAUAUGAUGGAUUACUACACUGUCAGGGGAAAAGACGCAUCAAGAGAAAGAAAGGGGAGCCUUGCUUUUUCUGGCUGCUGGUAGGCUUGGCAUCAAAGGACCCAUAGAUGAUUCGAAACAGACUAAUGGAGUGAGAAACUGAAGAGGAACUCGCACGAAACGAGAGAGCAAUGACCACAGAGAGAAGCGACUAAUGGUACAUAUAUGCUGAGCUGGUCACUUAGCAGGGGAGCUAACUCGCACAAGGACGGUCGGACUCAGAAGGAUGGAAGAAGAUGCAGGAAUGCAAGACGUUGGGAUGGGCCUGCGUGUGCAGGUGUCCCCCACGCAGACGGCGUUCUACAUCAUCCUGGUCCUGCUCGGCAUCCUGGGAAAUGCCACGGUGAUCGGCGUGGUCGGGGAAAGUGUGAUCCGCGAGGGUGCGAGCGGAAGGAGUUCUGACAUCAUUCUUGUGAACAUGUCGGUGUCAAAUUUGUUGGUGUCCAUAAUGAGGAACUCGCUGCUGGUGCUGUCUGACCUGGGACUGGAGUUAUACUCGUCCGAACAGUGGUGCCGGUUGUUGAUGUGCGUGUGGGUGUGGCUUCGCUCCGUCAACGUUUGGUCGACUUUUUUCCUCAGCGCUUUCCACCUUCAGACCCUACGCCGCGUAGCUCCUACUAUCGGACACCUGUACGGCCCGCGGAGGCUUCCUAAGCCCCUGAUGCUGGGGCUAAGUCUGAUUUGGGGUCUCAACCUGUUGUAUUCGGUCCCUGCUUUUAUCUACUCCACCAGCGGUGAUCGGAACUCCACUGAGACGUUGAUGUUGAUCAGCAGUACAACACGCCCCCUGCUGGGCUGUGUGUGGAAUUUCCCUUCACCGUAUGGCGGGCUGGCCUACGCCACAACUUCCAUGGUGAUCCACGAGACCAUCCCCAUCAUCCUAAUGUCCAUCACCAACCUGGGUUCUCUCUAUACACUCUAUGCUCACGGACGAGCGCGAACCACCUCCCACCUGACGCAGAACGCCCCCGUGAUUCGCAGAGUCCCAGCCGAGAGGCGGGCCGCCAAGGUGAUUCUGGCCCUCAUCAUGUUGUUCAUUGUGUCCUGGGGAACCAGCAUCAUCUCAGUGAACUACUUCAACUACAACCGUGGCUCCUCAGCUGAAUUUCUCCUGGUUGUGGCACGCUUCUCAAACACCACCUUCAUCGCUCUCUCACCCGGCGUGCUGGCCAUUGGGCACCGACGCCUCCGAGCUGUAAUUAAGUCUAUACUCACAAACUGACAAGGGCUGAAUUUUCACAGUCAGACCACGACGGUGAAUGAAGAAGGGCCAAAAACACACCUUUUUUUUCUUGUGGAGUUUACAGUGGAAAGACAUGCUCAAAUUCUUCCUGCCAUAAAUUUCAGAUGAUGAUGGACAGAGAAAGGGACAGAGUAUGGAAGUUAAACUUCCAGUCGCUUUAUAAACAUGAUUUAACAUGUGUCUAGUUGGACUUUAUGAAAGGACUACUAUGUUUCAAACCUACAAAAAACCAAAUCACCCUAUGCCCAAGCUGAAGUUCACAAGAAUUCCUUAAGUAUGUGAAUGAGAAAAAGGUCAGUUGGGGUACCGCUAUAAUUAUUGAAUCUGUAUUUUGAAUAUUUACAAACAGUCAAGCUUCAGAACCUCUGCUCUAAAAACACCAGGGAUUGCUGGCUUUUUCACAAAAUGAAAAAACACGAGCUUUUAUUUUGUUUUUAAGCUUUUUUACUUAUUAGAGUAUGUCCCAUUUUUUCUGUUAGCCUGCUUCAUUCUGACUCUUACCAGCCUUGCGUUAGACUUGUUGUUGAGACUUCCUAAGACACAGAUUGUCAAAAAUCGUAUUCUACAAUGACAGAG
Megalops cyprinoides (Indo-Pacific tarpon) is the source of this 2179-nucleotide messenger RNA. Its product is annotated as olfactory receptor class A-like protein 4. Gene Ontology annotation, cellular component: membrane. Bases 587 to 1582 code for a protein of 331 amino acids. The transcript has 4 exons. Lineage: Eukaryota; Metazoa; Chordata; Actinopteri; Elopiformes; Megalopidae. Gene Ontology annotation, molecular function: G protein-coupled receptor activity. The record is from RefSeq and is a predicted model, not a curated record. Gene Ontology annotation, biological process: G protein-coupled receptor signaling pathway.